UAUCAGUGUCAACGUUUCGGUGAAGGUGUCUAGAUUGGCUGACGAUGAGUAAGAUUGCGAAUCGCGCGGGAUGAAUCUGUUGGAUCGUAACAUUUUUUACCGGUGAGUUUCACCGGUUCACAAGUCAACGCGGUUUGAACAUAAUCAUUGGGCCGCUUCUGCUGGAUGAAGCUUAAUCCUGUUACAUAAUCAAAGUUAGUGGAAUUUUUAUACGUACGAAGUAAUGUUUCAUAAGUAUCAAAAUGGCGAGACGCGUGUAGAGGACGAGAUACAGGCGUGACUUUGAACUUUAAAUAAAAAUAGCCCGCGACGUCCAAUCCGUACGCCUGUCGCAGCUUCAUUCGGUUAACUCGAGUAGAAGCAGUCGUAAACGUAAAGCAAACCACUACAAUGAUCUAGUGCGCCUUCACCGUGAUCUUUUGAUGACUUUGUGUCAAAUUGCCGCCCGGGUGGUGUGAAUAAAUUUACCUGCGUGUUCGUGGAACUGUGAAUAUUCUAAACAAAGUUUUUCUUCAGUUUGACGAUCACAGAUCUGUGUAUACAGAAUAUGACCAUCAAUUUUUUACAUACAUGUGUGAUAACGUCGCGAAUUUCCGGCUUUUCGUUGUGUGUGCCGUUGCUGCGGGUGGAUAACAGUGGAAUGUCAUCCCAGAUGUCAGAGCUAGGGAGUAAUGCUGAAUCUGAUGUUGGAAUAGAGGCCCAAUACUUUGGAUCUGUUGGAUCAAGUGACCGGGUCGCGAUGAACAUUUCCGAAAAUUUGUACCUCGCGAUAACUCGGGGUCAACAAUACUGUGAUCUCGACUUUGCCAUCCCGAUGACUUUGACUUAUGUGACAAUUUUUAUUACCGGUGUAUUUGGCAAUGUUAUGACGUGUUUGGUGGUCAUCAGAAACCCCACCAUGCAAACGGCGACGAAUUACUAUCUCUUCAGCCUGGCCAUUUCCGACCUUACUCUGCUUCUACUUGGAAUGCCGUUUUUACGUUUCGUCGUGAACCGUUUGACUCUGCGAGGUUUCACGUUUCACGGCACUCGCUACUUCUGUCCCUGGAUUCUCGGGGAAAUGCAAAGCUUCCAAGAAGAGUUUCAAAUGAGUCCUUUCAGGUCAGAAAGUCUGAAAAAGCAGUGGCAGAGUGAGCUGGCGCAAUUACGACUAAGAGUGACAGCAUAUUACAAACGUUUCUGGGUUUGCACCUCAGCUAUUUACAAAUAA
Neodiprion fabricii is the source of this 1210-nucleotide messenger RNA. Its product is annotated as neuropeptide CCHamide-2 receptor-like. Gene Ontology annotation, molecular function: neuropeptide receptor activity. The coding region runs from base 548 to 1210 and encodes 220 amino acids. NCBI's taxonomy places the organism in Eukaryota, Metazoa, Arthropoda, Insecta, Hymenoptera, Diprionidae. Gene Ontology annotation, cellular component: plasma membrane. The transcript has 4 exons. The record is from RefSeq and is a predicted model, not a curated record. Gene Ontology annotation, biological process: neuropeptide signaling pathway.